This is a messenger RNA of Boleophthalmus pectinirostris (great blue-spotted mudskipper), 5354 nucleotides long. It is a transcript of the gene golga2, whose product is annotated as golgin A2. Bases 66 to 3329 code for a protein of 1087 amino acids. Gene Ontology annotation, cellular component: Golgi cisterna membrane; Golgi apparatus; cis-Golgi network. The transcript has 27 exons. Gene Ontology annotation, molecular function: protein binding. Gene Ontology annotation, biological process: Golgi organization. The record is from RefSeq and is a predicted model, not a curated record. NCBI's taxonomy places the organism in Eukaryota, Metazoa, Chordata, Actinopteri, Gobiiformes, Gobiidae.
CCCCUGUCGGGGGCAGAUUCCAGACUGGUGACGUGGUUCGGUCGGUGGUUGUUCACAGCAGCAGGAUGGCCGACCAGAGUAGGCAAAUAAAACUCGCUGCAGCUAAGAAAAAGCUAAAGGAGUUUCAGCAGAAAGGCUCUCCUGCCAGCGCUGGGGGAGAAAAAGGAGCGGUUGUUGCAGGGGCAAAGAAGAAAAGAAAAGUUAAAGGAAAUCAGCUUGAUCUAUCCUCUGAAGAAAGAAGCUAUCCUGAUGAUGUUAAUUUUGAUAAUAUAUUAAAAUCUCUCAGUCAAAGCAAUGGACUAGUACUCCCUCCAUUUGAACACAGCCAGACCUUUUCUGAUGCGGAGCCGUUGGUGCCCUCAGUUCUUCCUAUGCACAAGGACUCAAGUCUGGAGUCGGCCCAGAGCUCAGCAGUGUCUAACUCCGCUAACACUAAUAAUACUAACAAUGAGUUUGUCAGUAACAGCAGUGAACUGCAGGCAUAUACAGAUGCAAAUAGUAAUGGAGGUUUAACAGAAGAAUUGCAACCCUUGUCUUCUACUGAGAGUUUGCGCCAGCUUUCACAGCAGCUCAAUGGCCUGGUAUCUGAGGCAUCCACUACAUAUGUGAAUGGGGAUGUUAUGCUUUCUGUUGGCGAAAGAGAACUGGAGAAUCGCAAUCAGGAGCUGGCAGCUGCUUUGGAGUCCAGCAACACCACAAAUUCUGAGCUCAAUACCAAAGUCAACCAGCUGACGCAGCAGUCCCAAGACCUUUCUGAUCAGUUACAAAAGGAGCGCAAAGAAUUUGAACAAAAGUUUGCAAAAGAACAGUCAGCCAUGCGAGAGCAGUUACAGGUUCAUAUCCAGACUAUUGGUAUAUUAGUAUCAGAAAAGUCAGAGCUGCAGACUGCCCUGCAGUAUACUCAACAAGCUGCACGGCAAAAAUCGGCUGAGGCAGAAGAAUUAAACAAUAGACUACAAUCAACAAAGCAGAGAGUAGCCGAGCUGGAGAGGACACUUUCCACUGUUUCAUCGCAACAGAAAAUCUUGGAGAAGCAUAACAAAGAGCUUGAAAAGGAGAGGGACAACCUGAGAUUAGAAGUGUUAAGAAUCAACAAUGCAAGUGAAGAAUCAAAGCAACAAAGCUCAGAGAUGUCUGAACAAAUUAAACUCAUAACCCAGGAAAAUGCAUCUAUGAAACUGGAGCUGGAGGAUCUUCACAAGAGGCUUGAGCUUGCAGACCUGAUGUUGCAACAAUGCUCUUCUCAGUCUGAUCCAACCAGCGCUAAUCAGCAGCUUCAGAUAAUAUUGGAAGAAAAACAGCAACUAGAAUCUCAGAGCCACCAGCUGAUGGAGUCUAUUGCGCAACUAAAAGCAGAAAGAGACCGCUAUGUAGAGCAAAUCCAAGAAGAGGGCCGUGUAUGGAAGGACAAAACGGAACAGCUUCUCACCCAGGUUGCCUUAGUGGCUGAGGAGAGAGACUUGAAUAUUAGCCGAGUUCAAGAACUGGAGGCAAGCGUAAAAGAGCUAAAAGAGUCUAUAGCAUCAUUUUCCCAAGAAAAGGAGACCCCAAAUGAAGCAGACGUACAGUUCUCUGGCCCAUCAGAGAAUGAAGUAGCUCUUCAGGAGGCUCUCAACAACAUACAGCAACAAAAUGAAGCCUUAAGUGCACAAUACCAGGCACAGUUGCGGGACAAUGAGCAGCUGAGUCGCCUGUGUGCAGAGCAGGAGGCGCGUCUGGGAGAGCUGGAGCGGCAGGUGGAGAGUCAGACUCAGGAGGCAGAGGACCGCCGGCGCAUGCUAGAGGAUGUUCAGUCUGACAAGGCCACCAUUAGCCGUGCACUCACCCAAAACCGCACUCUCAAAGACCAGCUGGCAGAGCUGCAAAAUGGUUUUGUCAAACUUACCAAUGAGAACAUGGAAUUGACUACAGCCAUCCAGUCAGAGCAACAUGUGAAAAAGGAGUUGGCUCGAAGAAUGGGUGAAAUACAGGAGGAACUGCACAAUGUGAAAGAGCAGUUAGAAGAAAAGGGUAAAGAGGUCCAAGGUCUGCUUGAGCAGAGGGAGCAGUUGGCUGCUCACCUGCAGCAGUAUGCUGCUGGGUACCAGACCCUGGCCUCAGAGCGAGAACAGCUUCACCGUCAGUAUCUGCAGCAGUGCCAGAUCAUGGACAGACUCCAACAUGAUGAGAGCCAAGGCCGCGUGCAGCUCGAACUCAGCCACAGUCAGCUCAAAGAAGCACAGGACCACCUGGAGAAACUGGUGAGGGACAAUGAACAGUUGAAAGCUGAAGUGACAGAACUGCUCAACAGCUCAGUGCUGGCCACUCCACCCAGAGUUCAAGGUGAUGGGAUUGAGAGUCAGGAACCAGAAGAAAGUCAACAAAUGUCUUCCUCAGUAGUUAUUCCAGAAGAUUUUGAAAGCCAGAAAGAGAUGGAGGACUUUAUUCGCAGGGCCUUGGCUCAGGUGGAGGCCGAGCGGGAUGAGGCCCGAAGGCGGCUGGAGGAGGAGCACAGACUGCACAUGGCGGCGCGGCAUCAGGCGUCUAUGGCCCUCAGCUUUGAACAUCACACUCACAAAGCUGACUCUCGGGAGGAACACAGCUACUGUCAACAUAGUCAUGACAACUCCGAAUAUGGUGUGCCAGUGGAGGUCCAUCAGGCUCUGCAAGCUGCAAUGGACAAACUUCAGCAGCGUUUCACUUCCCUGAUGCAAGAAAAGGCUGACCUGAAGGAGAGGGUGGAAGAGCUUGAGCACAGAUGCAUCCAGCUGUCAGGCGAGACCGAUACCAUUGGAGAGUAUAUCGCGUUGUAUCAGAGCCAACGUGCCAUCAUGAAGCAAAAGCACCAAGAAAAGGAGCAGUACAUUAGUAUGCUGGCCCAGGACAAGGAGGAGAUGAAGGCGAAGUUAGCAGAGCUACAGGAUCUGGUUAUGAGACUAGUAUCUGAAAGAAACGAGUGGUACAACCGUUACAACAGCACUGCUGCAGGCAAAGUAAACCCUGAUCUUCUCCCUCUUGGCCAAGACCACUUCCACUCAGAAGACCAUUCUCAAGCAGAGUUAAAUGCCAUCAGUGGAGAAGAAGCCAUGGAGGUCAUUCCUUUAUCAGAAUCAGCCACAGCUGUUGAUGGCCCUUUGACACAAACUGUUCCACCUGGGCCAUCGCAGACUGAACCCAAACCUUUAGUGCCAAAAGAAGACGGGACAGCACAGCAGAUUAUGCAGCUGCUCCAAGAGAUCCAGAAUCCCCAGGGAGUACCACGUGCACCCCCUUUCUUGGGUGAAAAUCCUUGCAUCCCAUUCUUUUACAGGCCUGAUGAACAAGAUGAAGUAAAGAUCCUUGUGGUGUGAGAUGUGUUUUAUGUGUCUGAUCUUGAACGUAACUUGAAAUUGGAGAGAUAUUACAGUACUGUUCACAAAAACAUAACUGCACAAAACUGUUCAGAGAUAUUUUUUUUUCUUUGAAAGAUAAGUGAAAUUAUUUCUCAAUUUUUUUUGGAGGGAGUAGUCUUUCUUUUUUUUUCUUUUUUUAAAAAUUAUUAUUAGAUUUCUCUACUACAUACUCCAUCAUUUAAAACACAAGUGCAAUAAAGGGCCUUAAUAGGGUCCUUCACAUAUGCAGCGCAUGGAAACUUGUCUGCUAACAACAAUUUUACUGUCCACAUGCAAAAAUGAGCAUUGUGUUUGAAUGUAUUGAAUGUACCAUUGUAGUAACUGUAUGUAGUGUAAUUAGGAAAUGCUGGCUAAUGUGAUUGCAUGAGUGGAUGAAAGUAGGCAGAGCUGGAAGUAUUUAUUAAGGUAUUACAGCUCAAAUUCAGGCAAUGGUUUCACAUUGGUGUGAUAUAUGGUAUGGAAACGGGUUGUUUAGAGCCAACAAUGAAGUCUCAUACUACUUACACAGAAGAGCUUUAUUUUGAUGGCAUGCUAGACCUGCUAGACCAUGAAGACGAGACUCCUAGACCUCAGCUAUAUUAUGAUAAGUCUUGUUGUGUCUACUGUUUGAGCAAUAUUUUAGUAUGAAUAUGAAAGUGGCAUAGGAAGUUGAAAGGAAGGACACAAAUGUUUAUUACAAAAUUUUUACAUCUUGUUCAGAAUCGUUUGGCUGGCUUAACCAGAAUCUAGUGUUAUAUUUUUCAUAUGAAAAUGGGUUUAGAGGUCUCUACACUAAGUUUGAUAUUUUAUGUUACAUUUUUCUCAUUGUUUAACAAAUGCAAUAGUAACCAUAUCGCUGCAAUAUGUGUGCAUUCCAUGAAAACCAAACAGUUUAUCUUUUUUGGCCAGAGCUGCAUCUGUAGAGAUUUAUCCCUACAAGAAUGAUUGCACUAAAACUGUACAAUCUCUUAGUCUCACAUCUCAAUUGUUGAGUUGAACAGUGGUUUAUUUAUUUGGUUCUCAGCCCAAUGGCACAGCUGUUUGAUAGAGAAUUAACAAAUCUUAUGAAGCCAGAGCAGUGGAAAUACUUUGUGCUGAGGGUUUGGCCUGAUCCAGAUUUAUUUAAACUGAAAUGUAAAUAUGAUUAUGGUUAUACACCAUUUAAUGCCGGACCAACCAUAAAAAAGAGUGAGAAUUGGUUGUUUACAAGCUCAUAUUGGGCUUAGUUUUAAGCAUGUAAACACUUAAAUGUGUUACAAUUGCAAUACCCCUUUGACCAUUUAACAUUUAUCUGGUAUUUUUAGAAAACAACCUCAGUAUAUUCAAAUAAUGAGGCAUUUGAAUACUCACUGUCAGAUAGCAGGCUUAUUGUCAUAUAUACAUACGAUAGAGGCUUUACAAUGAUUAAAUUAAUGUACACCUGUGAAAUGAAUAACUUGCACGCUUUAUAUUCAAAACAAAGUGUAAAAUGCGGCUGUGAAAAUAAAAGAAGCUAUACGCUGGAAAGUGGAUAUUGUCUUAGCACUUUGGCUCAAACAGGUGGUCACAUUUUAUAAGAUUUCUUAAAUGAUUUCUUUAUUCUGUCACUUUUUAUAUUAUUUUUCGGGGAGAGUGGAUAAGUUAAAUUUUUUUUUUUAAGUGAGAUGGGGCUUAUUAAUGAUUUACAUAUUUACUGUAGAUAGACAAAACCAAUGAGAGCAUUUAUUGUUCUACUGUAAAGCGCUGGUGUAUAUUGUGUAACAUAUUGUACAUUAAUAUUGCUUGGUGUGUGGGUACAGUAUGUCUGUUGAUGCAUAAUUGGGAGAAAGUGCUUACUGCUAUGAUUUAUCAAUGUAAUGAUUGACAAAAAUAGAGAAAUUAUUUAUUUGUUUUUCUUGAGACUAAUCAGUUUUAUGUUGAAAUAAUGAUUGGAUGAAAAUGAAGGAAUAAAUAUUGAGAGUAUGAUUGAAAUGUUUGUUUUGUUUUCUGCUCUUCCCCAGAAUAAAACUGAUUGAGCAACUGGAA